This is a messenger RNA of Venturia canescens, 2108 nucleotides long. RefSeq names its product Actin-related protein 5 (gene Arp5). Bases 31 to 2055 code for a protein of 674 amino acids. NCBI's taxonomy places the organism in Eukaryota, Metazoa, Arthropoda, Insecta, Hymenoptera, Ichneumonidae. The transcript has 6 exons. The record is from RefSeq and is a predicted model, not a curated record. Gene Ontology annotation, biological process: regulation of DNA-templated transcription. Gene Ontology annotation, cellular component: cytoplasm; Ino80 complex.
GUAUACUCUUACCAGUUGAAUCUAAUUAUAAUGGAAAUUUUGGAGCUCAAAGACGUUAAAGCUGUAGCUGAUAUUAUUCACGUGUAUCCCGAACGUGUGAGAAACGAAGCAACACCGCUCGUUAUUGACAAUGGAUCGUACAAAUGUCGGGUGGGUUGGGCGACGGAGAAAGAGCCUCAACUGAUAUUCAAAAACCUAAUAGCCAAGCCUCGCAAAGAAAGAGGCAAAAAGGAUGGAGAACUGCAAGUGGGAAAUGACAUAGCGAAUAUCGAAGCUGUUCGUUUUCAGCUGAAGACCCAGUUUGACAGGAAUGUUGUGACGCACUUUGAAGCCCAGGAGCAGAUAUUUGACUACACAUUCUCGCAUAUGGGCAUAGACACGGAAGGAUCGAUGAACCAUCCUAUAAUCCUAACUGAAGCAUUCUUGAACCCAAAUUACUCGAGAAACUUGAUGGCUGAACUGCUUUUCGAAUGUUACAACGUUCCUUCCAUCGCUUAUGGGGUUGAUUGCCUAUUUUCAUAUCAGCACAACAAUUGUCCACCGGAUGGACUCAUUGUCAGCCUUGGAUAUCACACGACCCAUGUGAUUCCUAUACUUGAUGGAAAAGCCGAUGCUUGCAAUGCCAGGAGAAUCAAUGUCGGUGGCUAUCACAUCAUUUCCUACAUGCACAGACUCUUGCAGUUGAAAUAUCCGGUGCAUGUGAAUGCUAUUACACCUAGCAGAGCCGAAGAACUGAUCCAUGAGCAUUCUUUCAUUGCUUAUAAUUACCAAGAGGAAGUGAAAAAAUGGUCCGACCCUGAUCACUACGAUGCCAAUGUUUUGCGGGUCCAAUUGCCUUACGUCGCCCCCGCAAGUACGCCAGGAUUGACGGUAGAACAACAAAAAGAACGAAAACGAGAAUUGGCGAGACGGUUGAUGGAGAUAAAUGCUCGGAAACGCGAAGAGAGACUUGCCGAAGAUGAGGAACAAUUGAACCAAUUGAUGGCUGUUCAGGACCUUCUCGAAGAGGGUGAAACCGAGGAAUUUGAGCAAGCCCUAAAAUCAUUUUCUCUUGCUAACGAGGCUGAUCUCAUCAAAAUGAUAAAUAAUCUCCAAGCCAAAGUCGAACGUACCCGACAAAAAAUCGUAGCAGCAAAUUCACAAGAAGAGAAUAUUGUGAUCGAAGAACAAAAGCCAAAAAUUAAGGCCAGUUUGCAACCGAAGGACCAGCAGGACACCGACGAAUGGAUUGCUAGCGUCAGGAAACGACGGCAAGAGAUACUGGACAAACGUCUGGCGAAACGUCAGCGCCGUCAGGACAUGGCGAAGCGUAGAACAGCAGCAGCACAGGAGAGAAUGCGAAUAAUAAGUCAAUUAGCGAGAAAGGAGAAGCGAGACGAUGAUUUCGGAAUGAGAGACGAGGAUUGGGACGUGUACAAGGUGAUAAAUCGCGAGGGUGGCGAUUCGGAUUCAGAAUUGGAGCAGGAGAGAUUGCUGGAAUUGGAGGACGUUCUACGACAUCACGAUCCCGAGUUCGACGGUGUUGGAUCAACGGUUCCAUUGAUACCGGGAGAGACGCACCAGUUGCACGUUGGUGUUGAGCGUUUACGAACGCCAGAAUUGUUGUUCCAAGCGUCGAUGAUCGGUUCAGUGGAGGCUGGAAUAGCCGAAACGAUAGAAUUCGUAUUGAAACUUUACCCAGCAGAAAUUCAAAUGCGUCUCGUAGAAAAUGUAUUUCUCACCGGUGGUCCGGCCUCGAUACCCGGUUUGCUCGAACGUUUGAAUCGGGAAUUGCGCGAGAUCCGUCCGUUCGGGACAGGCUAUCGUGUGAGCAUAGCCAAAAAUUCGAAUCUCGACGCUUGGUACGGUGCUCGAGAUUUCGGACUGAGUGGAAAUCUUCCAGAGUAUUUGGUUACUCGACGCGAGUACGAGGAGAAAGGAGGUGAGUACCUGAAAGAACACACGGCGAGUAACACUUACACGAGAUCUCCGGAUCCCCUGCCGAUAUUACAAAUACCAGUUUCCUCCGAGCAAAUUAUUCUCGAGGACGCAAUUGUCGACGUUGAAAUUGAAUGAACAUGAGACAAUUUAAAUACUAAAUAAAUAAUGCACAUUCUAAUUUUACAAUA